Molecule: messenger RNA, 186 nt
Organism: Symbiodinium natans
Lineage: Eukaryota; Dinophyceae; Suessiales; Symbiodiniaceae
Source: the annotation of a GenBank genome assembly
AUGGUGGGUGAUGUUCAACGAUUGCAAGACGAGGUGAAGAGACACUUUGCUCAGCAGAAGGCAGAAAAUGGACGCCUGCAACAACAAAUCACGACCUUGAAGGGAGAGAAGACUUCACUUCAGCAGCAGAUCUUGGGUUUGCAGCGGCGCAUACAAGAAAUUGAGGAGCAGGUUGGUUGCGACUGA